Brugia pahangi is the source of this 210-nucleotide messenger RNA. Lineage: Eukaryota; Metazoa; Nematoda; Chromadorea; Rhabditida; Onchocercidae. The record is from the annotation of a GenBank genome assembly.
AUGAGGACUUACGAGUAUGUGGAAAUAUAUCCUGGUCCAAAUUUGAAUGUUAUUGUUGGACUAAAUAGAACAGUUUAUGUUUGGCAUUUGGUGGUACUCCGAGAUUAUUUACUUCUAGAAAAUAAGCAUAGGGCGCAGUUGUCCUACCAUCUCAGCAAAACUGCACGUACCAUUCGCAUUGAAGCAUUCCUAAGGACACUCAAAGAAUAG